Messenger RNA from Polyodon spathula (Mississippi paddlefish), 4562 nucleotides. Its product is annotated as P2X purinoceptor 4-like. The record is from RefSeq and is a predicted model, not a curated record. Gene Ontology annotation, molecular function: ATP binding; extracellularly ATP-gated monoatomic cation channel activity; purinergic nucleotide receptor activity. Gene Ontology annotation, cellular component: plasma membrane; nuclear inner membrane. The transcript has 11 exons. Lineage: Eukaryota; Metazoa; Chordata; Actinopteri; Acipenseriformes; Polyodontidae. The coding region runs from base 790 to 1791 and encodes 333 amino acids. Gene Ontology annotation, biological process: monoatomic cation transmembrane transport; response to ATP.
CAAGGUGAAGGGCGUCGCAGUGACCAACACCACUGACCAGGGGGUGAAGAUCUGGGAUGUGGCCGAUUAUAUUAUCCCAUCACAGAAGCCUAUGUGACAAGACAAGAGAUGGUCAUGGUAUCAGAACUGCUUGCUAGAACCAUGAUAAGUAACAAUAUAAUAGUUGUGUUUGAUUAUGCUUAUAUGAUAUUUGUAUUUGUUUAUGCUUUUAUGAUAUUUGUAUUUGAUUAUGCUCCAGUUUGUUUAUGCUGUUAUGAUUUCUUCUCAUCUGCUGAGAAGCAGGUGGCUCAUAAGCCAGUUGGAAAGAUACUGACUAUGGCAACCGCAAACCGCAUCCGUGGCAUUUCAAAGAAAUGUCACUGUUUUAAUAGAAUAAGAUGCUAGCAGGUGCUUUCCGUGACUCUUCAUAUGAAAUGUAACUAACCCUCUUUUGUUUCAAAGGGGGGGGGGGGUUGUAAUUAGAAUAAACUUAUGAUUGGUCUUAUCUUAAUCUUCCGAAUUAUUGCUAUCUGCUAAUAUUGAAUUAAGCUUCUGUGAUUGGCUUGCAAUAACUACAGGUUACAAGGUAUAUAUUAUGCACACAAGCUCUGCGGAGCUCAGAACUUUGCUCGGUUUCCUCAACACCUGCGUGUGUUUGAGAGUGUUCUCAGGUUUGCAAACUUGACCUAUUAAACUUGUUUGCUCAGUCUUGUCUGUUCUACUGUGUCUCUAUCUUACAGAAGUUAAAGUGAAAACUUCCACCACAAUUGUUAUCUUAGUGUGGAGGUCAGCCGGUAUUCGUUUCAGCACAUGCUGUGUAAGAUCAUUGUGAAACCUGUGUCACCAGGCAACUUGUGUCCUCUUCUUCCUUCACAGGAAGAGAGUUCCUUUUUUGUGAUGACAAACCUAAUCAUGACUCUGAACCAACAGCAGGGGCACUGUCCUGAGAUGCCAGAGGACAGCCCACACUGUAUCUCAGACAGUAACUGUACUGCAGGAGCACAAUCUCAUAGAAGCAAUGGUAUUCAGACUGGAAAAUGUGUUCCUGUCCACAAUAGCACAGCUGUCCACACCUGUGAAGUACUUGCUUGGUGUCCCUUGGAAAAUGAUGUCGACCUCUCUCACCACCCUGCCCUUCUGAAAGAUGCGGAACAAUUUACAGUACUAAUAAAGAACAACAUCAGAUAUCCCAAAUUUAAUUUCACCAAGAGAAAUAUUUUGCCGCAUAUUAACAGCAGCUAUCUGAAGCAAUGUGUAUUUAACCGGGUGACUGAUCCAGACUGUCCCAUCUUCAGACUGGGAGACAUUGUCCGAGAGGCUGGGGAGGACUUCCAGGAGAUUGCUGUGGAGGGUGGAGUGAUGGGAAUCCAGAUUAAAUGGGAUUGUGAUCUGGAUCACUCAGUCUCCAAAUGCAUCCCCCAGUACACCUUUCGCAGGCUGGACAACAAGGAUGUGCAGAACACAGUGGCAACUGGAUACAACUUCCGAUUUGCCAAAUAUUAUAAGGGUCUUGGUGAGGUUGAAUCCAGAACACUGAUCAAGGCGUAUGGAAUCCGCUUUGAUGUCAUGGUGUUUGGAAAGGCAGGAAAAUUUGACAUUAUUCCAACAAUGAUAAACAUUGGCUCAGGUCUGGCACUUCUGGGAGUGGCUACAGUUUUGUGUGAUGUGAUUAUCCUGCACAUAAUGAAGAAGAAGAAUUUUUACAGAGAAAAGAAAUACAAAUACGUAGAAGACUAUGACCUGGAAGAGGAGUCUCUUUCCUCAAAAGGGACCCCAACUGACAGACGACUGUUGGUGCAGCUGUCCGUGUAAUUCCGAAAAUCCAGUUUGUCCUAAAUACUGUAUAUCCAUUAUUUAUGACAUCCAGAUGUUUUGAAAAAUAGCUUUUGAAACAUGUUGUACCUCAUUCAAAGCACCUACUCCAAUGUAAUCAUAUGUGUGUGACUGUGUGUAAAUACAUAUGAUUAGCUAUGUUAAAUUAUUUUGCAAUGGAGAUGAUAUUGUUUACUUAGUAAAUGCUAAGUUAAAAAGUGGUUUUCUAACUUUCUUUUUGAAUUUUAAAGGUAGGAAAUUCACUUGAAUGUGAAGCCGCGUAGGCAGUCUUUCACAGGGGUGCCGCGUAACCAGGCAGGGCAGUACAUCAGGCUCUGCACUCAAUGGAAACCAAGUGCACAUUGUGCAUGGACCAAAGAUAAUGUGUGAACCUUGCCUCAGGUGAAGAGCUCAGACUCUAAUGGGCCCUACUCACAUGCUGUAUCGCAAUGCUAGAACCCAGACGACAUUCAUGAAACUUGAAUAGAUAGUCUAUUCAGAAACAUUUAGAACAGCUGAAUGUCAACGUAUUUUAUUCCAUAAGAAAAUGAAAAAAUAAAUGACCAUAUUGAAAUGACUCUGGGGGGAUUUACAACGGUGAAAAUACAUUGUACCCAUCAACAAAAGGAGGUGGAACUAAUAUUAAUACCUUCUGAAGUGAUUGUACUUGUGCAGAAUCGCUUGUAUUGGGAUUCGCUGUCAAAUGUAUUUUUUUGUUUUCUAUUCACUAGAGAAUUUAUUGAAAAUCUAUUUUUUCACUUGUUAUAAAGUACACCUGUUUUUUUUUUUUUUUUAUAAUAUAUAUGCACACUGUAUAAUGUGGUUAUAGAAAAUGACUAAUGAUAGGAUUAGAUGACUGCCAUCUAAUUGCACAAUGUUAUAACUGUAGUCAGCAUCCUAAAGGAAAAAUCAAACCAGACUUUUUUAUGUGCCGUCUUGUUUGCCAUGAAGCUUGUGUUUGGGCCCUGCUAUGACUUGGAAGUCUUCACAUGGUAUAAAAAUCAAUCUGCGACAUUGUAAAAUAAACACACUGUACAAUGAAGGCAACUUUAUUUUAUUUAAAUAAUAUUAUAUAUUUCACCAUGAAGCUGUCAGGCUCCUGUUCUUCCACUGAGCCUGGUAGCAGGAGCCAACUGUCUUGCUAUUAGAAUUCAUACCAAGACCUUUCAUAGUCCUGCCGUGUGUAGUGCAUAUCAGCCACUGCUGUCAGGUGAACAGCUUUCUAUAUAACAUGUAUACACAGUACAGGAUAUCAAGUAAAGAAAGAAGCAUGUGCUUGAGGGUUAGUAACUACUGUUUUGUGCCAUACCCUGGAGUGGGAAGGCAGCUGUAUCUUAAACACUCUACAGUAUAUCAAGACAUUGUGUUAAGAAUUUUAUUUUUUUAUUUUUUUUAACAGUUUUACCUCAAAAUACAUGAGCAGUAAGACCCAACACACAGAUGAAUGAAUUGCAUGCAGCAGCCUUCCUUACGUCUCAUCUAAAGUGGCAUUUUGUACAGUGUUGCAUUUCAUUGUUUUUGUCUUAAAUCCCCACUGGUUUCCAGUUAGCAGACAAAGCGCUACUUGCUAAUGAUACUGUGCUCCUCUGCUGGCUACAAUUAAAAUAGAUUUGAACACCAAUGUUCUAGAAUGGUUACCGUAGUUACCAAUGUGUGGAAGGUCUAUAUAUAUAUAUAAAGAAGCAAGUACACUUUUUUUUUUCUUUCUCUACAUUUUGCAUUACACUAUUUCAUUGGAGUUAAGAUUGUAUGCAAGUUGAUAGAUCACUGACUGGCUUUAACCCUCUGUUGCAUUGUGUCAAGGAAAUCGGAAAUUGAAUUAGGUGGUCCAGAUAGCAAUCUUUGUGUGAUGUGUUUGGAAUAUUCAUCACACAGCAUGUACCUCUUUCAAUGUGCAGUAAUUCAUGAGUUUUUUUGUCAAGUAUAUGCAACUCUCAAACAGGAUAAAUGACCCUCGCGUGACCCUGACCUAGCGUUCUUGUUUGGGACACCAUGUAACAUCAGGUUCACAUUUCUUAACAUAGGUCUGUGAUUUUAAACCACCUGUAUAAAUGCACUAUAUUAAACCAGGCAGAUACACUGCAGCCUGGUGUUGAUAACAGCAACCAAUACAUCUGCUAUUUUACUUCAAUGAAGGCUGGCAUCAUUAUUGUCAAUAUGAAACAUACUGAAACGGACGACAAAAUGAAAAUGCACAGUAUUAUACAGUCCAUACAUAUCAUAGUAAGAAAUACAGUCCAUACAUAUCAUAGUAAGAAAUGCCAUUUUACUAGACUAGAACAGCAAUACAACAAGGCCUAUGUGUGCUCACAAAGGCAUACAAAUUCUCUCCCUCUGCUCCUUUAGAAGAUAUCAAGGGGAGAAGGACUUACUUUCCACAGCCAUCAGUUGGGGAUUUUUCUAGAAAAAGUUUCAUGAACUUUAUGACAGUGAAAAAAAAAUAAUAGUUUUCAAUUUGUCGUUUUUUUUCCUUAGAUUUGAUAUUAGGUUAUGAAGACUGAAUAAUUUCAGUACCACUGUCGCCUGUCUAACUUUCAGUCAAAUGAACUGCCUACUGUCUCCAAGGUCCUCACUGCAGAAGGUGUGGCGGUGGUCAGUCACGGAACCCUGCUCUGUGUGUAGCAUUGGGUGUCACAGGGGCCAACACAACAGGACGCUUUAUAGGGGAAAUGCCAUUCUCAAUGUAAAAGUGAGAACCACUCAAAAUGAUUAAAAAUAUCUAAACAGUAGGUGCACUUUCUUUUUUUUCCAUUCCACAAAUCUUUUUACAC